Molecule: messenger RNA, 2121 nt
Organism: Nelumbo nucifera (sacred lotus)
Lineage: Eukaryota; Viridiplantae; Streptophyta; Magnoliopsida; Proteales; Nelumbonaceae
Product: ERAD-associated E3 ubiquitin-protein ligase HRD1B-like
Biological process (GO): ERAD pathway; proteasome-mediated ubiquitin-dependent protein catabolic process
Cellular component (GO): endomembrane system
Molecular function (GO): ubiquitin protein ligase activity
Source: RefSeq, a predicted model, not a curated record
CGAACUGGGUUCUUACUUCUUACAGUGAAGCGCGAAUUACUAACCGCGAAUCCGAGAGAAACAACCCAACGAACUAUAAGUAUACUUCUCUCUCACUGUCCCUGUUUUUAACAUCCAUCUGGGUUCCGACGUCUUCGUCGACGAAAUUCUUAUAUACAAGACCCCAAUUCGGUCUCCACCAGAUUGUGAAGGAAAUGAUGAGACUCCAAACAUAUGCGGGCCUUAGUUUAGUUGGUACACUUGCUGUUAUUUAUCAUGCGUUUAGCAGUAGGGGUCAAUUCUACCCAGCCAUGGUGUAUCUAUCCACCUCCAAGAUCAGUUUGGUGCUUCUUUUAAAUAUGGGUCUGGUCAUCAUGUGCAUUUUGUGGCAGUUAACCAAGUGUUUGUUCCUUGGAUCUCUACGAGAAGCAGAGGUUGAGAGAUUGAAUGAACAGUCAUGGAGGGAGGUCAUGGAAAUUCUUUUUGCAAUCACAAUAUUCCGACAGGACUUCUCUGUUACAUUUCUUGCAAUGGUGACUGCUCUCCUGUUAAUUAAAGCUUUGCAUUGGUUGGCCCAGAAGAGGGUUGAGUACAUUGAGACAACUCCAUCUGUUCCCAUGUUCUCUCACAUCCGGAUUGUUUCUUUCAUGGGAUUUCUUUUUGUCCUGGAUAGUAUCUUCUUGUACAGUUCUUUGAAACAUUUGAUACAGACAUGGCAGGCUUCUGUUUCUAUUUUUUUCUCAUUUGAGUACAUGAUACUAGCGACAACAAUAGUGUCAACAUUUGUAAAAUAUGUUUUCUAUGUUAGUGACAUGCUGAUGGAAGGACAAUGGGAGAGAAAGGCAGUUUACACCUUUUACUUGGAGCUUAUCCGUGACUUGCUUCACUUAUCUAUGUACCUGUGCUUCUUCUUUCUGAUUUUUGUGAAUUAUGGUGUGCCAUUGCAUUUGAUUCGUGAGCUCUAUGAGACCUUUCGUAACUUCAAGAUUCGUGUUGCUGAUUAUAUUCGGUAUCGGAAAAUCACUUCAAAUAUGAAUGACCGUUUUCCUGAUGCAACACCUGAAGAACUUAAUGCUAAUGAUGCUACUUGCAUUAUUUGUCGUGAAGAGAUGACCACAGCAAAGAAGCUCAUCUGUGGCCACCUUUUCCAUGUGCAUUGUCUUAGGUCAUGGUUGGAGCGACAACAUACUUGCCCAACAUGCAGAGCGUUAGUUGUUCCACCUGAAAAUGGGACAAAUAUGGCUAGUGGCCAACAUGGAGCACAGACUGAGGUUCAUCAGCAGGACACAGGAACUGCUGGUACAUCCUCUCAGGGUUCAGUAGAUGAUGUAGUGGAUGACAACUUGAGGCGGCAUCAGGCUAGGCUACAAGCUGCUGCUGCAGCUGCUUCAAUCUAUGAGAAAUCAUAUGUAUAUCCUUCUCCAAAUACUUUUUCAUGGUAUCCUGGAUAUGCUUUAAUUCCCCAGGCAUAUAUGCCUUCAGCAAACUCCUGCACUAUGGAUUCAGAUGGAAAUGCAUCUGGGGAACCACACAAUCAACAAUUUGCAACCCAUGGUGGACAGUCAAACUUUGUGUAUCCUCUGGCUCCUCACUGCCCAUUCAUCCCUCUUCAGUCUGCUGGUGCUAAUUUUACAGGGCAGAGGCUGGGUACUGAUCUAAAUGCGGAAUGUUCUUGCCUGGAAUCACAAGAAAGAUUUAUUCUGCACCAGAUUGAGAUUCUGCAAAACCAACAGAAGCUUUUGCGACAGCAAAAACCUGACGAAACCAUGAACAUGACUUCCACUUCAUCAGAUAGCAAGGGAAAGGCCAAUGCAUCUCCAUCCUCAUUCCCAUCUGUUUCUGACUAUGGUCAUCAUGGAGAGGAUGAGAAACAGUAAAUAUUAGUCUUCAUACUUGUUGCAAAGCGAUUUGAAGCUUGUAGAGAAAAUGCAGGGUCUUUUUUCUUUUUCUUGUCUCCCUUUUUUUGCUCCUUUAUCUCCCUUGUUGUUGCUCCCUUAUUGUGCAUAUCAGUUUUUUUAUGCUAUCCUGUAGCUAUUCUGUAAAUAUAUAUAUUCAAAGGGAGUUUCAAAUUUGCUGGCUGUCAUACUUCGACAGUGUUCUUACAAGCUAACCAUAAGAUUUCAAUUUAAUCUGAUUGACCCA